AUGCAAAGCAUUAGUGAAUUUAUCACUAAUAGUGAAAUUAUUUCAGAUAACGAUAUGGACAUUUCAUCUGACGAUUAUAUGGAAGAUGACGAGCAGGAAGAAAUGGAAAUCGCGAAGUUCAGUUUGAGCGAAGAAUGGAUGGAGAAAAUAAGACGAAUUGGGAAUGAUUCUCUAUCAUAUGUACGUGAAUAUAUGGAAGUAGAUUUAAUAGAGGAAGAGAAUGAAGAUUUUUUUGGAGAUGCUUUUCUCUUCGCAGAGUCAAUGUCAUUGAGAAAAAGACAUACGGCUUUAAAUGUUAAAACAAGAGGUUCUUACAGAAAAUAUACUCCUAAACAAGUUGUGAAACUCUUCGAUUUAAUAAUCGAAGAAGGAUUCGCAGUAAAAAUUGCAGCUUUAGCCACUGGGGUUAAUGUACGCACUGCCCAGAAUUACGUUAAAACUUAUAACAAUGAUCCUGAGAGACGACUCCCAGGAUCUUAUUCUAAACCUCGUGGAAGACCUCGUAAUAAGUUGACUGAUAUCGAAAAGAAUACCACUGAGUUAAAGUUAAAACUUUGUAAGAAAUUUGAGGGUUUGAAAAUCUCUAUUUCUGCCAGCCACAAACAUUUAGUACAUAAGCAUAACAUUACGUUAAAGAAACUUGUAAAAAUACCAGCAGCAAGAAAUUCAGACAGAGUGCAAUUUCUCAAGCAGGUAUCAUAAAUAUUUGAGUUAAAGAACCAGAAUCAGCUUCUUCUAAAAAAGAAGGGCAGAUGGUAAGGAAGCAAAAAUAAAUGGCGAAGUUGGGACAAGAUCUGAACACUUUAUGGCCUAUCUAAACAACGUAAUGGAUACACUAGAUAAAAAUAAUAUAAAGGGGCAGUAUAUUGUUAUGGAUAAUGCACCUAUUCACAAGCCAAAAGUAAUCAAAGCAUUAAUCGAAGAACGAGGAAAUAAGUGCAUACAUUUGCCACCAUAUUCUUCUUUCUUGAAUCCAAUCGAGGAAUUUUGGUCAAAAAUAAAAGCUGGUGUUUGAAGAACACCAUUUUGACGGCAGAGGAUCGUUUCACAGAUCGUAUAUGUGAAUCAGCUGGUAAAGUAACAAAAAAAGAUUGUGAAGGAUGGAAUAAGCAUUC
This is a messenger RNA of Mycotypha africana, 1115 nucleotides long. RefSeq lists its product as uncharacterized. The coding region runs from base 1 to 702 and encodes 233 amino acids. The transcript has 2 exons. Lineage: Eukaryota; Fungi; Mucoromycota; Mucoromycetes; Mucorales; Mycotyphaceae. The record is from RefSeq and is a predicted model, not a curated record.